AUGUUGUUGCAGAAUUCUAAAAUAAUUCACUGCAGUGCAAUAACACUAAUAUUAAGAUCCAUUACCACCAAUGCCAGUAACAUCGAGAGUCAAGACGCUUUAAUAAAGAGUAUAAUUAAACUACGUGGCUGCACAAAGGUGGCAGUAAUAAAAAGUUCAACGAAAAUGCUUUGCAGAAAAGAAUUUUUUCUGUUUUCCUACGUACUAUACUUGGGAGUGUACGGUGCCAGUGAUACACAAAAAGCAGGAAAUGAAAGAAGCAUAUUUAAUGGUGCCAGUAUUGAAGAUGUACUUAAUUUUAAAAUCAACAUCGAUGACUAUUGUGACGAAGACAAUUACAAAAAAGGCGAUUUUACGUCACCUAAACGGAGAAUCAGUGAAGUCAAAUGUCUUGAUUACAUCUGGACUACGCGGUAUAAACAAUUUGAGUUUGAUCGCAGCGAAUGUAUUAAAGAAAUCGUAAUAGGAGGAAGACCUGCUUUUUACGGAGAAUUUCCGCAUAUGGGUGCUCUCGGCUGGAGAUCCACAAGUAAAGAGAAUGAGUGGGAGUUCAAAUGUGGUGCUUCGCUGAUCAGCGAGAGGUUUAUGUUGACAGCAGCGCACUGUACCUAUGUGUCGACGAGAUAUGGCACCGUCGCUAAUCAUCAGCCAGAAAUUGUAAAAUUGGGGGAUAAAUUUUUAAUUAAUUCUUAUCCUGAGGAGCAAGAAAGACGAAAAUAUGAAAACUUUAAUGAUAUCGUAUCGGAUAUUGAAAAGAACAGAAUGCUCGUACUUGCCGACAUUCCAGACCAUUUAAAGCCUAAAUAUGUGCGAAUAAGUAGAAUAAUAAAGCAUGAGAAGUACCGAGCGCCGAAAGUUUACUUUGACAUCGCGUUGCUUGAGCUGGCCGAGUCGGUGGAUAUCGGACCUCUUAUCCGUCCCGCCUGCCUCUGGGGCAACAGCGAUACUAGCAGUUUGGGAAUGGUAACGCUGUCUGUAACUGGGUGGGGUGUUGUAGAUACAGUAACCCGUAAAGCUGCAACAGAGUUACAAGUGGCUGAUGUGGAUGUCAUAGACGAUAGUCUUUGCGAUGCGAAGUUGAAUGAGAAGCAUAACAGAAAUUGGGGUGGUCUCGUCGAUCAUCAGAUUUGCGCUGGCCAAUUAGCUGGAGGCAUCGAUACUUGCCAGGGUGAUUCGGGUGGUCCAUUGCAAUCUAAGAUAAAUUUGACGCAAUCUUGGGACAUGUACUACUUGGUAGGAGUGACGUCAUUUGGCUUCAGCUGUGCACGCCCUGACGUGCCCAGUAUCUACACUAAGACGGCGAGUUUCAUCGACUGGAUAGAGAGUAUAGUUUGGCCAGAUUCU
Molecule: messenger RNA, 1344 nt
Organism: Brenthis ino (lesser marbled fritillary)
Lineage: Eukaryota; Metazoa; Arthropoda; Insecta; Lepidoptera; Nymphalidae
Source: the annotation of a GenBank genome assembly